Arachis stenosperma is the source of this 2003-nucleotide messenger RNA. Its product is annotated as beta-hexosaminidase 2. The record is from RefSeq and is a predicted model, not a curated record. Gene Ontology annotation, molecular function: beta-N-acetylhexosaminidase activity. The transcript has 2 exons. Gene Ontology annotation, cellular component: membrane. Gene Ontology annotation, biological process: carbohydrate metabolic process; glycosaminoglycan metabolic process. Bases 47 to 1819 code for a protein of 590 amino acids. NCBI's taxonomy places the organism in Eukaryota, Viridiplantae, Streptophyta, Magnoliopsida, Fabales, Fabaceae.
AUAACCAAGAAUCAAGCCAAUCUUACCACAAAGUACACAACCCAAGAUGCUUAUUCAAUCAUUGCUCUCAUCACUUCUACUUCUAAUGUUAUGUCUAUCUAGUAGUACUGCCAAUGUAGUUGCAACGUAUCACCGUAGCAUAACAAAAACUGUUACAACCACUAACAUCAACGUGUGGCCAAAACCAAGAAACCUCACAUGGGGCCCACCUCAUCAAUCCACCCUCCUCCACCCUUCAUUCACCAUCACCACUACCGUCAACCACCACACCAACAACCACCUCUCCGCCGCAAUCAACCGUUACAUCAACCUCAUCAAAACCGAACACCACCGUCCGCUUGUCCCCAUAGUCACAAACCUCACCAAAAACCUCCCUCCGCUUUCCACCCUCACCAUCACCAUAACCAACCCCUCCGCCCCACUCCACCACGGCGUCGACGAGUCCUACACGCUCUCAAUUCCUUGGAAUGCCUCCACGGCAACGCUCUCAGCUCCCACAACAUGGGGAGCCAUGAGAGGCCUGGAGACAUUCUCACAGCUGGCAUGGGGCACUCCCACACGUGUUCCUGUUGGGGUUCACGUAUGGGAUGCCCCACUAUUCGCUCAUCGCGGUGUCAUGCUUGACACCGCAAGGAACUACUAUCCAGUGAGAGAUAUCAUGAGGACAAUUGAGGCCCUGAGCAUGAACAAAGUGAAUGUGUUCCAUUGGCAUAUAACUGACUCCCAAUCUUUCCCUCUUGUUGUGCCAUCUGAGCCUGGGUUGGCUGAUAAGGGUGCUUAUGAUAGUGACAUGGUGUAUUCGCCUGAUGAUGUUAGAAACAUUGUGGAGUUUGGGCUUGACCAUGGAGUUCGUGUUCUUCCUGAGAUUGAUUCACCUGGGCAUACAGGAUCUUGGGCUUUAGCAUACCCUGAAAUUGUAACAUGUGCUAACAUGUUCUGGUUCUCCCCGGGUUCCCAGAUUCUGGCUGCAGAGCCAGGGACAGGGCAUUUGAACCCUUUAAACCCAAAGACAUACCAAGUUAUGAAGAAUGUAAUCCAUGACGUGACCACAUUGUUCCCGGAACCUUUUUACCAUGCCGGCGCCGAUGAGGUAGUGCCAGGUUGUUGGAAAACCGAUCCAACCAUUCAGAACUACCUAUCAAACGGUGGAACUCUUAACCAAAUUCUUGAAACAUUUGUCAACAACACUCUCCCUUUCAUUAUGUCUCUCAACCGGACCGUCAUUUAUUGGGAAGACGUUCUUCUGAGUGAUUCAGUCCAUGUUUCUUCAACUAUUCUCCCUAAGGAGAAUGUAAUUUUGCAGACAUGGAACAACGGACACAAAAACACCAAGAGGAUAGUUUCGUCUGGAUACAGAGCCAUCGUGUCGUCAGCAGACUUCUAUUACUUGGAUUGUGGUCAUGGUGACUUUGUUGGGAACAACAGUGCCUAUGACAACCAAACUGGAAGCGAUGCGAAUAAUGGUGGAUCCUGGUGUGGACCAUUUAAGACAUGGCAAACAAUAUACAACUAUGAUAUAACAUAUGGGUUGCUUGAAGAAGAAGCAAAGUUGGUUUUGGGUGGGGAAGUGGCAUUGUGGUCAGAACAAGCUGAUGGUACGGUUGUGGAUUCCAGAAUUUGGCCCAGAGCUUCUGCAAUGGCUGAGACUUUGUGGUCCGGUAACCGCGACGAAAACGGUAUGAAGAGGUAUGCUGAGGCCACGGAUAGGCUCAAUGAAUGGAGAAGCAGAAUGGUAAGUAGAGGCAUUGGUGCUGAGCCAAUUCAACCACUUUGGUGUGUUAGGAACCCUGGCAUGUGCAACACACUUCAACCAUUGUAGGUGUGCAUUUUCUUCUGUUGUUGUGAACCCAACCUCCCAAUAUUAAACCAUGAAAUUAGCCCCCUCAAAAGCUCAUAUUGAUGACAAUUUGGCUCUUAAACAAUAUGUACUUAUGAUCCGCAAAAUGUCUUUUGACAAAAUCAUUAAUGAUUUGCGAAAUGAAAAAUAUUUUUGAUGGUUACAA